Didymosphaeria variabile is the source of this 1293-nucleotide messenger RNA. RefSeq lists its product as uncharacterized. NCBI's taxonomy places the organism in Eukaryota, Fungi, Ascomycota, Dothideomycetes, Pleosporales, Didymosphaeriaceae. The transcript is spliced from 2 exons. The record is from RefSeq and is a predicted model, not a curated record. Bases 1 to 1293 code for a protein of 430 amino acids.
AUGGAGCCCAACAGAAUCGCCAACUUUACUACACUAGAUCAGACCAUAGCGCCCAGGCGUGAGCAUCUUGCAGCUGUGAGCUCUGAUCGCGAAGACAAGUUUCCUUUUCUGGAGCUGCCGCGAGAACUUCGCGACCAGAUCUACGACUAUGCCUUCUCAAUUCCAGAUAAUCGCGGCGACCGCGCGCUUCGCAUUGAGCGACGACAUUUGAUAUACUUCACACCGUCUGCCGCGUCCAUCCUUCUUCUUCUGCACCACGAGUACUUCCUCUUGAAUCGCCAAGUUGCCCGUGAAGCUCUUGAGAGACUCUUCAAGAACCAUACUGCGUUUCUUAGCUGUGGCCUUUAUGUGCUCAAGCAAUUUCUCGCCAGUAUUGAGGCCACCGGUGGACCUGGCAAGCAAUGGCUGAAGCGGAUGAGGAAGAUAGAGCUCAACUGGGUUACCUUCCCCAACCUCCGGAACUACCCGCCAGAGCGGAGCGAUGGCAAGGACGUGUGGUGGUGGGAGAAUGACGGACAGGAAGUAGACGUGGACUACAUUCGAGGCGCGCAGUACAACGGGCACUACGACGAGCACGACUACGAGGGAGGUUACUACGACGACAACUUCUACGAGGCAGAAAACACCUCGCUCUACCCCUCAUGGCCGCUUCGCAACGCUGCUGCCGCCGCGUCAAACGACCCAUUCGGCUUCACCAACCACUACCCCUUCGCCGACCCUUCUCGUCGCCUCUCGCGCGAUGCCUCUCGCACAAACGACCUCGACACCAAGCUCGACCUCCUCGUCUCUCUCGAAGUCGCUCCCUUCUACGAUUACCUCUCCAGCCCCACCUUCGCCCUCUCAAGCAUCACCGUCCCGCUCUACUUCAUCUCCGGAGCCUCGCUGCGCUCCCGCAGCAACACGCGCGUCGGAAAAUUGCCAAUCAAGAUAAGAUACUGGGUGCAUAAUUGUAUCCACGCGCUGCUCAUGCUGCACAAUUCGUCCACGCUGCAGGAAGUCUGCGUCAAGUACGCGCCGUGGGAUACCUGGGCGAGCAUGGAGCCAGCGGACGAUCUGCACCGGAUGGUGAAGAAGGGAGUGUGGUUCAGGGAUUCUGAUGACCUUUAUGCUGAGAGGGAGGGCGAGGGCGAGGCGUUCCGUGCCGUGUGGGCGGGCUUGGAGGACAUGGGUGCGUGCAGGGGCGACGAGAGGCUGGGACUGGCGGCUGAUGUGCGGUUUGUGAAGUGGGACGGACAUAUGGAGCGCGUUGGUGAUGCGCUGUUGGUUGUGUUCACGAAGGAGGUGGCGGGAUAG